AUGAAUUUGCCGUCUUCAACCAGGACAGUUAAAGCCCUGAGUGAGGUUGAAGCUUUUGCUCUUCGAGCUGAAGACCUAAAGUUUGUCGCUAAUCAGUUUAGGCGUCUCCACAGCAAAAAGCUGCAGCACACCUUUCGAUUUUACUCUCACCAUUGGAGGACUUGGGCCGCUUGUUUUAUACAGGCUGCUUGGCGUAGAUAUAAGAAAAGGAUGUCUGCCAAAGAUCUCGGUUUUAGAGAAUCCCUUCCUUUAGACGAGACAGAGGCCAGUGAGAGAGAACAUGAAGAGGAAUAUCCUACUGGUUCAAACUCAUCUCAGGCUAAAAUGAAUCUCGGGGUCACAAUUCUUGCUUCAAGGUUUGCUGCUAACACACGUAGAGGAGCACUAAAGAUGAAAGAUGACUUGCCUAAGCUACGAAAGCCUGAAGAACCCGAUUUCACCACCGAAGCAGAUGACGAUUAA
This is a messenger RNA of Vicia faba (fava bean), 462 nucleotides long. The record is from the annotation of a GenBank genome assembly. Lineage: Eukaryota; Viridiplantae; Streptophyta; Magnoliopsida; Fabales; Fabaceae.